Auxenochlorella protothecoides is the source of this 2070-nucleotide messenger RNA. Its product is annotated as Ribosome biogenesis protein BOP1-like protein. Gene Ontology annotation, molecular function: protein binding; ribonucleoprotein complex binding. Gene Ontology annotation, biological process: ribosome biogenesis; maturation of LSU-rRNA from tricistronic rRNA transcript (SSU-rRNA, 5.8S rRNA, LSU-rRNA). The transcript has 9 exons. Gene Ontology annotation, cellular component: preribosome, large subunit precursor; PeBoW complex. The coding region runs from base 1 to 2070 and encodes 689 amino acids. NCBI's taxonomy places the organism in Eukaryota, Viridiplantae, Chlorophyta, Trebouxiophyceae, Chlorellales, Chlorellaceae. The record is from RefSeq and is a predicted model, not a curated record.
AUGAGCCCCAAAAGAGCCAGUACGGGUGCAAGAAAGCCAGCUAAGAAUGAAGAGCGCCCUCCCUCUGAGGUGGAUGUCUCCGAGCUGGUGCUGAGCAGCGGGAGCGAUACUGAGGAGGAGGACGUGGAGGCCUUCUCUGGCGACUCGGACUCCGAGGCCGAUGUCGAGCACGAGAUAGACCAUGCAGUCAAGGACUACGUCGGUGCCCUCACGAGGAACGUCGGCAAUGGGGCUGGCCAGCCGCCGACAGUAGACGCUUCAGAGGAAGAUGAGGGGAGGGAGGAGGCUGACGAGGCCGGGUUUGUGACCUCUGAGAGUGAGACGGGCACAGAUGGAGAGAUGGGCGAGGAGGAGCCAGCCUCCCCCCGGCCCCAGGACGACCCCGCCUCCGACUCCUCCGAGGACGAGCGCCCCGGUCGCAACACGGUGGGGAAUGUGCCCCUCGAGUGGUACGACGCCGAGGAACACAUCGGGUACGACAAGGAUGGGAUGAAGCUGGUUAAGAAGGGGAGGAAGGACAAGCUGGACACCCUGCUGGCACGGAACGACUCCACCAAGGCGAGGCUGGCGGGGGAGCUUGGGUCGGGGCAUUUCCUGAGGACGGUGUAUGAUGACUACAACGACGAGGAGAUAGUCCUGUCCAAGGCUGAGAUGCGCAUGAUCAACCGCAUCCGCACGGGCCAGUUCCCGCACCUGGAGGUCAACCCCUUCCCCGAGGAGAACGACUGGUUCACGCGGGACACGGAGGUCAUGCCCCUGACCGGCGCCCCUGAGCCCAAGCGCCGCUUCGUCCCCUCCAAGUGGGAGGAGAAGAAGGUGGUGAAGCUGGUGCGUGCCAUCCGCAGGGGCUGGCUCAAGCUGGGCGCGCCGCCAGCGGAGGAGGCGGACAAGCCCUACCUCAUGUGGCAGGACGACGGCCAGGCCAGCAGCAGGACCGGGACGGGGCUGGCCUACAUCCCCGCGCCCAAGCCGCGCCUGCCGGGCCACGCCGAGUCAUACAACCCGCCCAAGGAGUACCUGCCCACUGAGGAGGAGCUGGCGGCCGUGGCCAUGCAGCCGGAGGAGGAGCGCCCCGCCUUUGUGCCCACCGCCUUCCCCUCCCUGCGCGCGGUGCCCGCCUACGCGGCCUUCAUUAAGGAGCGCUUCGAGCGCUGCCUGGACCUGUACCUGUGCCCUCGCGGGCGGCGCAAGCGCGCGCCCGUCAAGGACCCCAGCGUGCUGGUCCCGCACCUGCCCAAGCCGCGCGACCUGCAGCCCUUUCCCUCGGCAGAGGGCCUGCGCUUCCUGGGCCACGCCGCAGCCGUCACGGGGCUGGCCCCCGACGCCAGCGGCGCGUGGCUGGCCUCCUCCUCCCGCGACGGCAGCGUGCGGCUGUGGGAGGCGCGCACCGGCCGCUGCGCGGCGCGCUGGGACCUGGGCGAGCUGCAGGGCGCCGAGCUGGGGCGGGGCGUGGCCGGGCUGGCCUGGUGCCCCGACCCCGCGCUGCGCCUGCUGGGUGUGGCCUGCGGGGAGGGCGCGGUGCUGGUGCACCAGCUGAGCAAGGGCGCGACGCAGGCCCCCUUCCGCAAGACGCGCGGCAGGCCCGUGCACGUGCUCUUCCACCCGACCAAGCCCCUCUUCUUCCUGGCCACGCAGCAGCAGAUCCGCAUCUACAACCUGGCCAAGCAAGCCAUGGUGAAGAAGCUGUUCACGGGGGCGGGCGUGAUCACCAGCAUCGCGCUGCACUCCACAGGCGACCACCUGAUCGUGGGCUCGGAGGACAACCGACUGGCCUGGUACGAUCUGGACCUCUCCACGCGGCCGUACAGGGCGCUGCGAUUCCACAGCAAGGCGUUGCGGGGCGUCGCCUUCCACAGAUCAUACCCGCUCUUCGCCUCGGCAUCCGACGACGGGCUGGUCCAGGUGUUCCACGGAAUGGUGUACGCGGACCUGAUGACCAACCCCCUCAUCGUCCCCGUCAAGAUCCUGCAUGGCGGCGUGCCGCAGCUGGCCGUGGCCUUCCACCCCACCCAGCCCUGGGUCUUUGCAGGGGGGCAGGAUGGCGUCAUCACGCUGUAUGUCAAUGUAUAA